AUGGAUGAUCCCGAAGAUCUCUCUGAGAUUUUUGCUUAAGUGCAAGGUGUGGAUAAAAGAAUAUACUCUUUGAUAAUUUAGAUGCAAGAAAAAUAGAAUACUAGAGAUUGGAUGGGAUUUCUUUCAGAUUAUGAAAAUCUAAGACAUCUAGAAGAGUAGAUUUUACAAAAAGAGGAUUCAACACAAGAAGAAAAAGAAUAAAGGAUGGAUGUUAUGAGAAAUAACAUCAAACUAAUUCUUAAUGUCAUUGUAAAAAUUAAAGAUCAUGAUUUUAAUAAAUAAGACUAUUCUGAUUAACGAUAUUUGGAACAGAGACAGGAUCUAAUAAAAUGUAUAAGAGAAUAAAAGUAGAUCAUCAGAUUUCUGAAAUUCUUAGCACCACUCAGAGCCUAUGAUGAAAAUUUAAUACAAUGUGGAUCAAACUCACUAAAAUUUAUUAGUUAGUAUGAAAGUGGACAUUAGAAAUUAAAAUUUUGAAAACAUCAGAAUUAAGAAUAUUUCUUUAUUCGGAACUAAUUUUUUAAGUGCAACUUAAGCGGGUCAUAACUAGAUAAUGUAGACAUAAAUGGAAUGAAUUUAAAGGGAUAUUUAUUGCUUAAUUGGGCGAGAUAAAUAAAUUAGACGGCCAUACUGAUAGUGUUUAUUCAGUAUGCCUCUCUCCUGAUGGAAUUAUAUUAACAUCUGGCAGUAAUAAAAAAAUUUUUUUAUGGGAUCUUAAGACAGGACAAUUUACAUUAGCAUCUGGUAGUAAUAAUACAACUAUUCGUUUAUGGGAUGUUAAGACAGGAUAGUAAAAGAUCAAAUUGGAUGGUCAUAGGAAUUCAGUCAACUCUCACCUGACGAUACUAUAUUAGCAUAUGGUAGUAGUGAUAACUCUAUCCGUUUUUGGGAUGGAAAAUCAGGAAAAGAAAUUCAAUCUUAGGAUAAAAAUUAUAAAGAUAUUUAUAAUUAUUUUAAGACUCCUUUUAUAGAAAACACUCCUCAUCCAGGUUUUAAUUUAAACAUUUUUAGGCACUACUAAUCUAAAUAUUUAAAUGAUAUCCUAAUAAGCUAUUUUUAAACAUAGGACGCUUUAAUCUUGA
Messenger RNA from Paramecium primaurelia, 1082 nucleotides. The record is from the annotation of a GenBank genome assembly. NCBI's taxonomy places the organism in Eukaryota, Ciliophora, Oligohymenophorea, Peniculida, Parameciidae.